Messenger RNA from Tarenaya hassleriana, 2376 nucleotides. Its product is annotated as zinc finger CCCH domain-containing protein 66. The record is from RefSeq and is a predicted model, not a curated record. Bases 31 to 1950 code for a protein of 639 amino acids. The transcript is spliced from 3 exons. NCBI's taxonomy places the organism in Eukaryota, Viridiplantae, Streptophyta, Magnoliopsida, Brassicales, Cleomaceae. Gene Ontology annotation, molecular function: metal ion binding; protein binding.
GCCCUCUCUGUCUGUUUGGUUGAUGAGAAAAUGCGAGAAAGCUAUCAACUUUAUGAUUCGGGCGAUUCGUAUCUUCGUCUAUCGGUGGCUGGGGAAGGUAAAUUCAGAGAAGGCUUAGGCUUUGCCAUGGGAGAGGAGCCGUCUCACCUCAAAUCACCAGUUCUGCUGGAGUUGUCAGCCUGCAAUGAUCUCAGCGGCUUCGUGUCCCUACUCGAGCAAGAGGGUCUCCACAACAUUGAACGGUCGAGUUUGUGGUAUGGUCGGAGAAUCGGAUCAAGGAAGAUGGGGUUUGAGGAGAGAACGCCCCUCAUGAUUGCUGCCUUGUUCGGAAGCAAAGAGAUCGUGGCGUAUAUCAUCAGAAGCGGUCGUGUAGAUGUAAACCGCUCUUGCGGCUCUGAUGGAGCUACUGCUCUUCACUGUGCGGUCGCUGGUUUCUCUUCAAACAGCCCUGAGGUGGUCAAUCUUCUGCUCAAGGCUUGUGCAGACCCUAAUUCUUAUGAUGCCAACGGUUACAAGCCGGUUGACGUGAUUUUCCCGUCUUUAAGCCCUGUUUUCAGUUUGAGGAAGAAGAUUCUUGAACGUUUGUUGAAUGGGGAUCAUGAUUUGAUUGAGCUGGAGGACCUACAGGAACAAAGGGAGGCUUCAGUUUCGUCUCCACGGCCAUCUGAGAAGAAGGAGUAUCCGGUCGAUCCCACUCUUCCCGACAUCAAGAACGGUAUAUACGGUACAGAUGAGUUUCGUAUGUACGCAUUCAAGAUCAAGCCGUGUUCCAGAGCUUAUUCUCAUGACUGGACGGAAUGCCCCUUUGUUCAUCCGGGUGAGAAUGCAAGGAGGCGUGAUCCGAGGAAGUACCAUUACAGCUGCGUCCCUUGUCCUGAAUUCCGUAAAGGGUCUUGUUCCAGAGGUGAUUCCUGUGAGUAUGCCCAUGGGAUCUUCGAGUGCUGGCUUCAUCCUGCUCAGUACCGGACUCGUCUCUGCAAAGAUGAGAUGAAUUGCACGAGGCGGGUCUGUUUCUUUGCUCACAAGCCUGAAGAGUUACGGCCUCUGUACCCAUCCACAGGCUCGGGCCUUCCUUCCCCGAGAUCAUCCUUCUCAUCCUGUAAUUCUUCAUCCUCCUUUGACAUUGGACCGAUCUCCCCUCUUGGCCUUGGUUCAUUAACGACUCCUCCGUUGAGCCCUAACUCUGUUUCCUCUCCGAUUAGCGGAAAAACAUGGAUGAACUGGCCUACCAACAUUCCCCCUACAUUGUAUCUGCCUGGUAGCAGAUUGAAAUCAACAAUUAGCGCGAGAGAAAUCGAUUUUACCGAUGAUAUUCCGGGUCUUUCCUCUCCAACUGGCUGGAAGCCGACUCCCGUGUCCUCUGCCUCAUCGUUCUCGGGUGAUAUAAUCGCAAAGAGCUUGAACAAGCUUGCUGGAGGAAUAAACCAGACAAGCCUGAACGACAUGUUUGGUCCUGAUGACAGCUCGGGCUUGCAGAUCAGACGCAACGCCAUUAACUCGCAUAUGCAUUCCAGUUACACCACAUCAAACAGCCUUGCAUCGUCUCCCAUCGGGGCAAAGUCUUCAUUUCCGAUGGAUUCACCCACCGUCAUGACAUCAAGAGCGGCGGCAUUUGCCAAAAAAAGCCAAAGCUUUGUGGAACGCAGCAAUGGCCAGAGCCGUCAUUCUGCUAUUUCAUCAGUGACAUCAUCAACCUGCAUGGACGAUUGGGGCUCACCGGAUGGAAAACUGGACUGGGGCGUCCAUGGGGACGAGCUGCACAAGUUCAGAAGAUCUGCUUCUUUUGGCUUCAGGGUGGGUGGUGGAACCAGACAGCUGGUCGAGCCAGUUGGUCUGGACGAGCCUGACGUGUCAUGGGUGGAUCCCCUUGUGAAAGAACCCUCGGAAACAAGGCUUGGUUCGGUCUGGACGGAGCAGUCAUUCAUGGAGGCAGAACAGACCGUGGCAUGAAUUCGUCAGCACUUAACUUCAUUAACCGUUUUCUUACACCCUUUGGUUCACAAGCUGAAUCUGCAGACAACUAGAAGCAGAGACGAGGAGAGGGGUCCAAGAACACUCAAGGUGGAAGCUAAUCUGCUUACUUACAUUGUUCAACGUUUAUCAUUUUCUUAGAACAAGAGAGAGAGAGAGAGAGAGAAUUGCCAUGUCUCUGUUGAUAGAAGAACAGAGUGAGGGGGGCAAAAGGUUAUGACCAAAACCUUUGAAUCACCUUCUCCUUAGAUUCUUUAGAAUUCAGCUGAGUUAUUGAUUUAUUUUUUCUCCCCUUAAUGGGAAAAACUGCCAUGUAAUGUGUAAAAAAAAAAAAGAAACAAAGUUGUGUGUUAUAUAAACCGGUCUUGGAUGAUGAAUCCAUCUCUGUUUUCAGUGUUCUCUGUA